GUUGAGACUUUCUCACCGGCCGAGCCGGAGCGCGCCCUGCCUGCCCCCGGGAGCCAGGGCCACCGCGCCCUGGACAGUCCGGACCCAGCCGCCUGCUCCCGCCCACCCCGCGGGACCUCUCGUUCCUCGCACCCCGCAGCCCCGAGGAAGCCUCCGCCUCCUGCCUCGCCCCCCUCCCCGAACCGAGGAAAGCCCGCGUAGACCCCCGGCCCUUUCACCCUCUAGGCUGUUAGGGCCGCCUGGCCCCCCAGGGCGCCCUCCUGCCAAGUUCUCACCCCUCCUCGCUCCAGUGGUCGCAUCUCCUUCAGUCUCAGGCACCCUCCCCUUCUAGCAGACCUCCCCGAAGAGUCGUAGAUUUUCCCAUCGGGGAUCCCGAGCCCUCUCGGGCUUAGGCACUUUCCCUUUCCCCGCCGCCGGCCCCAAGGCCAGCGUCGUCGCAGCGUGCGCCUCUUCCUCCAUGCCGCCCUCGGGCCUGCGGGCGGCGGCGGCAGCUGCCCUGGUGCCGCUGCUGGCUCUCCUGCUGGCCCCGCCGCGCCCGGCUGUGGCCAUGUCCACCUGCAAGACCUUGGACAUGGAGCUGGUGAAGAGGCGGCGCAUCGAGGCCAUCCGAGGGCAGAUCCUGUCCAAGUUGCGGCUGGACAGCCCGCCAGCCCAGGGCGACGUGCCUCCCGGCCCGCUGCCCGACGCCGUGCUCGCCCUCUACAACAGCACCCGGGACCGCGUGGCCGAGCCGGGGCCCGAGGCCGAGACCGACUACUACGCCAAGGAGGUCACCCGGGUCCUCAUGCUGCCCCAGAAUCCGGAUGCUGAGAAGAUCCCCCACAGUGUUUACUUCCACUUCAACACCUCAGAGCUCCAGGAAGCUGUACCUAAUGCAGCUCUGCUGUCUCGAGCUGAGCUCCGGAUGCUGAAGACCAAGUCAACGGUAGAGCAGCACGUAGAACUUUAUCAGAAAUUUGGCAAUGGUUCCUGGCGCUACCUGACCAGCCAGCGGGUCCGGCCCAGCCAGACCAUGGAGUGGCUGUCCUUUGAUGUUACCAGUGUGGUAUACCAGUGGUUGAGUAGCAAAGAAAAGACUGAGACCUUCCGCCUCAGUGCCCACUGCUCUUGUGACCAGAAAGAUACCCAGCUACAUAUGGAUAUUAGUGGUUUGAGCAAUCUCCGGGGGGACAUGGGAAUUAUUCAGAACCAAAACCGUCCUUUCCUGCUGCUGAUGGCCACCCCUCUGGAGCGGGCACAGACCCUUCAGAGCUCCAGGCGCCGAAGGGCCCUGGACACUGACUACUGCUUCAGCUCCUCAGAGAAGAACUGCUGUGUACGUCAGCUCUACAUUGAUUUUCGUAAGGACUUGGGCUGGAAGUGGAUCCAUGAGCCCAAAGGCUAUCAUGCCAACUUCUGCCUGGGGCCCUGUCCCUACAUUUGGAGCCUGGACAACCAGUACAGUAAGGUUCUGGCCCUCUAUAACCAGCACAACCCUGGGGCCUCAGUGAACCCCUGCUGUGUGCCCCAGGCCCUGGAGCCUUUGCCCAUCGUUUACUAUGUAGGGCGCAAGCCCAAGGUGGAGCAGCUGUCCAACAUGAUUGUCCGCUCCUGCAAGUGCAGCUGAGACCCUUGCCCUGAUCCCCGGGGACCCCCCGGCAGGCCCGGCCCCCUCCCCCCACUCCUCCCCAAGCUGGCCCCUUAUGGGAGGGGGAGAGGGACCUGGCCUGGGGUGUGUGUGUGGUAUUUAAAGGCCACCCGGACCCCAACCCCCUGGGGGCCGAUUAAAGGUGGAAAGAGAAA
Trichosurus vulpecula (common brushtail) is the source of this 1782-nucleotide messenger RNA. RefSeq names its product transforming growth factor beta 1 (gene TGFB1). The coding region runs from base 458 to 1606 and encodes 382 amino acids. Gene Ontology annotation, cellular component: extracellular region. Gene Ontology annotation, molecular function: type II transforming growth factor beta receptor binding; type III transforming growth factor beta receptor binding; cytokine activity. The record is from RefSeq and is a predicted model, not a curated record. Gene Ontology annotation, biological process: BMP signaling pathway; transforming growth factor beta receptor signaling pathway; SMAD protein signal transduction. The transcript has 7 exons. NCBI's taxonomy places the organism in Eukaryota, Metazoa, Chordata, Mammalia, Diprotodontia, Phalangeridae.